Messenger RNA from Hevea brasiliensis (rubber tree), 885 nucleotides. Its product is annotated as calcium-binding protein CP1. NCBI's taxonomy places the organism in Eukaryota, Viridiplantae, Streptophyta, Magnoliopsida, Malpighiales, Euphorbiaceae. The transcript has a single exon. The record is from RefSeq and is a predicted model, not a curated record. Gene Ontology annotation, molecular function: enzyme regulator activity; calcium ion binding. Bases 121 to 597 code for a protein of 158 amino acids.
CACUUUUCCCUCCCCCCUAUAAAUAACAGCCCAGCUCUUUCAUUUCUCUCUUAAAGCCUAAGCUUAUUCAAAAACACCAAAGCCCUCUCGUCUCUCUUCUCAUUUUCUGAAAGUUACAAUAUGUGUCCGUCCGGUAGAAGUUUAGCUUCAAACACCCAAACUACGUCGGAUUUGAGGGCAGCUUUUGAUAUUCUCGACGCCGACCAUGAUGGGAAAAUAAGCAGAGACGAUCUUCGAAAGUUUUACGCCGGAUUGUCAAGCGGCGACCCCAACGACGACGAUGUUAUAGGGUCGAUGAUAUCUGUGGCGGACUUCAACAAAGAUGGAUUCGUGGAGUACGAGGAAUUCAAGCGUGUUUUGGACGAUAAUGGAAAGAAGAGGAGUCGUAAUAACGGGGUCAUGGAAGACGUGUUUAAGGUUAUGGACAAAGACGGGGAUGGGAAAUUGAGCCACGAAGAUUUGAAGAGUUACAUGCAGUGGGCUGGGUUUGAUGCCAGCGAUGAUGAUAUUAAGGCUAUGAUGAAAUUGGGCGGUGGGGAUGAUAAAGACGGUCUAUCUUUUGGUGAUUUGCUUAAGAUUUUGUCUAUUGACUUGUGAUUCUUAGCUGUCGAUUUUUGUCAUGUUGUUGAUCUAAUAAUGGAUGGAGGUUAUUAAUGAAAAGGAACAGUAUUAUGUUUCCGUUUCUCUUCUGAAACAAGAAAUUGUAUUAUAGUGAGUAAAACUAAGUUUUGUUGGGUUGAGUUCCAUUUGCCUACGUCUCUUUCCAUUGAUUUUGGCAUUUCGGCAGCUUUGAAUCCCUCGUGUUUGUGCCUGUGUUGUCUAGCUUUUGUCAAGAAUAUAUAUUGUGGUGUAUAAUUUUUCGUUCAGUACAAGCUCUUUCUUCUC